Molecule: messenger RNA, 664 nt
Organism: Peromyscus eremicus (cactus mouse)
Lineage: Eukaryota; Metazoa; Chordata; Mammalia; Rodentia; Cricetidae
Gene: Ndufa12
Product: NADH:ubiquinone oxidoreductase subunit A12
Exons: 4
Coding region: 105-557 (150 amino acids)
Biological process (GO): mitochondrial respiratory chain complex I assembly; response to oxidative stress
Cellular component (GO): membrane
Source: RefSeq, a predicted model, not a curated record
UCCGCGGCUGCUUCUUUGCUCGGAACCUCCAACCGCCGGUUUCUUGCGCGCUAGCCGCUGCUUCCGACCGGCGCCUUUUGCCCGGAGCACGGAAGGGGCGGGCCAUGGAGGCUUAUUACAUGGAGCUGGUGGCCGUACUGAAGCGCGGGCUGCAGCAGGUCACCGGCCACGGUGGCCUGCGGGGCCUCCUGAAGGUUUUCUUCAGGGCAAAUGAUAUACGGCUCGGUACCUUGGUGGGAGAGGACAAGUAUGGAAACAAAUACUAUGAGGACAAUAAGCAAUUUUUUGGCCGUCACCGAUGGGUCAUAUACACCACUGAAAUGAACGGCAAAAACACGUUCUGGGAUAUGGAUGGAAGCAUGGUGCCUCCUGAAUGGCACCGUUGGCUUCACUGCAUGACUGACGACCCUCCCACAACGCAACCGCCUACUGCUCGCAAGUUCAUCUGGGCAAACCACAAACUCAACAUGUCUGGCACUCCAGAGCAGUACGUUCCUUAUUCCACCACGAGAAAGAAGAUUCAUGAGUGGGUCCCACCUUCGACACCUUACAAGUGACAGCAGUGAAGACCAGAUCCAGCACGUACAGGAUGGUACAGGAUCUUUCUUGAAUUCACACUUGUAUAGCUGAUCAUGAACUUGAUUAAAGUUGCUUGACCAAGCAG